Messenger RNA from Drosophila willistoni, 2296 nucleotides. RefSeq lists its product as uncharacterized. The transcript has a single exon. Lineage: Eukaryota; Metazoa; Arthropoda; Insecta; Diptera; Drosophilidae. The record is from RefSeq and is a predicted model, not a curated record. The coding region runs from base 104 to 2113 and encodes 669 amino acids.
AUAAUUAAGCAAGUCAUGUGAUAUUAACACAAGAUUCUAGAAAUUUCGUUAGUUUUUCCUUACAAAAAAUUUUUGUUUUACUCCAAAUUUUUGCAAUACCAAAAUGGAAGUAUCAGCGAAAAUGCAAUCAUCGUUCAUGUCUCUGCGCUCAUCCAUCUUGCUGUAUUCGCGAAACAGGCCCAAUGAGUGCCAGUGUCAUCGCAUCGAUGUGAAGAACUGUAAGGAGGAUGAUCGUAAGAAACAGGAGGAGUACUUUGAGCGGGAUAUGGACGACAUUGCCGACAGUGUUAUGCAGGUGAUGCGUAUCUGUGGCCUAAAUAGUUGGGAUGUUAAGCAUACGAGGGAGGUAAUCAAGCGAUCCUUUCGUCAUUACGAUGAGAUACGCUAUCGCAUCGAUAGAGUGCCGCGCAAACGAUUUGCCAGAGAGAAUUUUAUUUACGAUCUGGCCAAGAAGGCGGGAAUGUCACGAAUAGAUUGCCAAGUGGCCUAUUCGAUAGUGAAGAGAGCAUUCCGGGCCUACUAUCAUGGGACGGCUUUCGAGGGCAAGCGUGUGAGGUCAAUUGUGGAAAAUAUGAGACACACGCAGGAAUGCCUGUGGGUACACGCAGCCAAGAGAACCGCAGAGGUGCAUGCUGCAUACAAGGGACUAAUGUACUCGGAGCAACAGCUCUUUGAGGAGCGUAUCGAGUGCGUCUACAAGAGCUUGCAUGAAGCCCUCAUGUCACGUGAGUUUUGGGAUGAUGAAAUGCAGUGCACGUGUACCAAAAAGAAUGCAAUAGGCGGCAUACGAUCCCAGGAUACAGGCUUCAAUACGCUCAAUACCACCGAAGUGGAAAUCCUCUUUCGAAAUCAGAGUAUAGUUAGCAGUGAAGCGGGAUCCCAGUUGUCUAUACGAAUGGAAAAUAUAACAAAUAGGGUGGAAAAUAUGUUAGGGAACGAGAAUGAAAGCCGAAGCCAAAUUAAUGCAGCCAAUCAAAACGCACAAGGUGAUCAUUUAAAACAAUCUCCAUCAGGUGCUUUGCGUGCUAGCUGUACGUCGUUAAGGCAAACACUUAAAGCAAAAACUACGUUUAGCGUCAACACCGUCACUUCUGAGCUCAAUGUGACAAAAUGCAUGUGUCCGCGUCUCCAGUGUGAUCGAGAGUUUGAGCGCGAGACUCCUGUGAUUACUGCCGAGUGUAGUCAAGGGCCCUACAUAUGCCGUUGGUUGCCCUACAACAGCGAGGAGGAGGAAUUUAAGGAGCAUCGCGUGCCUUUUCCACCUUUGGAGACUAUUUGCCCAGCCUGUCCCACCGACACUUUGCCCUGUGAUAGUGAAUGCACCUGCACUUGCAAUGUCUGCGAAUGCAAGCCAGCCUAUGAUAUUGGCGGCGAGGAAGAGCAUCACGGUGAGAAACUGUCGUCCACUGGUUUGGAAGACUAUGACACGGACUAUUGCUGGUUGGCUCCGUUCCGUGAUUGGCCCAGGGUGGACAAGCCACACAUGGUGGAAGAGGCUGAAGAGGAAGAAUCUUGCAUUUCGGCCUCGCUUGAGGAAGGCCACAAGCAUAGAGCGGUUACGUUUACCUACUUGGCGCCAUUUAGACCGCAGAAGCCUGAGGACAAAGUUGAACCACAAGUGGAAAUACUUCCAGAAGAUCCAGUGGAAGCGGAAGAUGAAGAUUUAAUGAACAAACGUCCACCACAAGGUAUAUCUGUGGAAACAUAUUGCUGUUGGAAUCAACCACCUCCAUCUUCAUCGUCCUCAAGUGAAGAUAAUCAAAUCAUAUUGGUUCUACCCAAUAACCAGCAGCCUAAGAUCAGCGGCAUUUCUAUGGAUGUAACAGUUAAGAAACAACACCAACAGGCAGAGGGACAACAGGCACUAACAAAGCAGCAGCCAACUACAAAUACAACUCCAAAAUCGAUUGUAAAGACCAAUCGACCAAGUAAAGCUCAACCGCAUCCUGCGACUCCAAGACGACAGUCCUUAAUCACACCGCCCAGACCAAACACUCCAGCUACUCCACCACCAGCAGCACCACCAACCAAUCCGCCCAACCCACCAGCUCCAGUUCAACGUCGGGAAUCGAAAUUAACCAAGGAUGAUAUUUUGGAUAUUAUUGGACUCUGAUCGAAAUAAAUCCCUGAAUGGAGAGGGCUACGCAAUAGUUUGUCAGGAAAAGUUAUUUGAUAUUUUCUUUUUUUCCCCAUUGUCGACGAUUUUUCAUAAAUUUGUGUAAGUGUAUGUUUGUGUUUACCAAACGAACUGUCAAUUGAUUGUCAAAUUAUAAAACGAAAACGGUCAGUUCAAAAA